AUGGAGGAUCAGAAGCAGACUAGUGAGGAGCGACCAGUGAGAGUAUAUGCAGAUGGCAUAUAUGAUCUCUUUCACUUUGGCCAUGCUGGUUCUCUCGAGCAAGCCAAGAAGCUGUUCCCAAACACGUACCUGCUUGUUGGCUGCUGCAAUGAUGAAACUACCCACAAUUAUAAGGGCAAAACUGUUAUGACCGAGAAGGAGCGCUAUGAGUCACUCCGCCAUUGCAGAUGGGUGGAUGAAGUUAUUCCCGAUGCACCAUGGGUGCUCUCACAAGAGUUUCUUGACAAGCAUCAGAUUGACUAUGUGGCACAUGACUCUCUUCCCUAUGCUGAUGCAAGUGGGUCUGGAAAGGAUGUCUAUGACUUUGUUAAGUCCGUUGGAAAGUUUAAGGAAACAAAACGGACUGAUGGGAUUUCUACAUCAGAUAUCAUAAUGAGGAUUGUUAAAGAUUACAACCAGUAUGUGAUGCGUAAUUUGGACCGUGGGUACACAAGAAAGGAGCUAGGUGUUAGCUAUGUGAGGGAAAAGCGACUGAGAGUGAACAUGGGACUGAAAAGAUUGCGUGAGAGGGUGAAGGAGCACCAAGAAAAAGUAGGAGAGAAGAUACAGAUAGUUACAAAGACUGCUACAAUGCGUCGUAAUGAAUGGGUGGAGAAUGCUGAUCGAUUGGUUGCUGGAUUUCUUGAGAGGUUUGAAGAAGGUUUCCACAAAAUGGGAACAGCCAUAAGGGACCGAAUUCAAGAGCGAAUAAGGAAGCGGCAGUUCGGAGGCCUUUUAUAUGAAGAAGAUGAUGAUGAUGAGUUCUAUGACGACUCUGAAGACGAACGCAAUGAUGAAGACGAAGAAUAA
Molecule: messenger RNA, 849 nt
Organism: Prunus armeniaca (apricot)
Lineage: Eukaryota; Viridiplantae; Streptophyta; Magnoliopsida; Rosales; Rosaceae
Source: the annotation of a GenBank genome assembly